AUGGCUCUAUCUACAUCCUACCCCCUGAAAACCGGCCACCGCAUGCCAGCCAUCGGCCUCGGAACCUGGCAGUCCAAGCCGAAUGAGGUCAAAGAGGCCGUCUGUACAGCUUUAAAAGCCGGAUACCGACACAUCGACGCAGCAGCAGUCUACGGCAAUGAGAAGGAGGUGGGAGAGGGAAUCAGACUGUCCGGUGUUCCACGGGGAGAGAUCUUCAUCACCAGCAAAUUAUGGAAUACGCACCACGAGCCCGAGCACGUGGCGGAGGCGCUCGAACAAUCGCUCACGGAUCUGCAGGUCGAAUAUCUAGAUCUCUACCUGAUCCAUUGGCCCGUUGCGUUCCGCUACUCGACGACGACGAGUCAGCCCGUUGACCCUGGAACCGGGCUGGUCGAUGUCAUUGACGUCCCGGUCAAGGAUACCUGGGCUGCGAUGGAGGAGCUGGUGGAGAAGGGAAAGGUGCGCGCCAUCGGGGUGAGCAAUUUCACUCGUCAGAGGAUUGAGGAGUUGAUGACUACGGCUCGUAUCCCCCCCGCCGUCAACCAGAUCGAAGCACACCCCUAUCUCCAGCAGAGGGAUUUGCUCGAGUGGUCCAAGCAACAGGGACUCGUGGUAACCGCUUACUCGCCCCUAGGGAACAACAUCUAUAACAUCCCUCGGGCCGUCGAUGAUCCGACCGUCAUUCAGAUCGCCAAAGAGCUAGACAAGACACCCGCACAGGUGCUGAUCAGCUGGGCCAUUCAGCGCGGGACAUCUGUCGUGCCCAAGUCGGUCACGCCGGAGCGUAUCCGGAGGAACCUCGAGGUGUUCGUCUUACCCGAGCAUGCAUUCGAGAGAAUCCAGGCGUUGGAACGCCACCAGCGGAUGAACUUUCCGGCUAGACUGGGAGUCGAUAUCUUUGGUGAGGUGGGCGAGGAAUCGGCGAAGCGAAGUGCGUUGGAGUGGGCUCGGCAGCAGAAGAUGCAGGCAAAGUGA
Aspergillus thermomutatus is the source of this 975-nucleotide messenger RNA. RefSeq names its product aldo/keto reductase. The record is from RefSeq and is a predicted model, not a curated record. Gene Ontology annotation, molecular function: aldose reductase (NADPH) activity. Lineage: Eukaryota; Fungi; Ascomycota; Eurotiomycetes; Eurotiales; Aspergillaceae. Bases 1 to 975 code for a protein of 324 amino acids. The transcript has 6 exons. Gene Ontology annotation, cellular component: cytosol.